This is a messenger RNA of Coffea eugenioides, 381 nucleotides long. RefSeq lists its product as uncharacterized. Bases 1 to 381 code for a protein of 126 amino acids. The record is from RefSeq and is a predicted model, not a curated record. Lineage: Eukaryota; Viridiplantae; Streptophyta; Magnoliopsida; Gentianales; Rubiaceae. The transcript is spliced from 2 exons.
AUGGGAGAGGUGGCAUGCCCCGUACAUCCGGGAGACACAUGGAUGAGCUCAUUCAUCCUCUUCUUAAAUCAGGGAACCCUUCCAGAAAACCGAGCCGAAGCAAGAAGGAUCCAGCGCAAAGCAGUUCGGUACGCGCUCCGUGAUGGGGAGUUGUACAAACGGUCAUACCUUGACCCGUGGCUGAGGUGCAUUACGCCCGAGGAGGAACGCCAAGUCCUCCAUAAGAUACAUGAAGGCCUAUGUGGGGUUCACGUCGGCUACAGGAUGUUGGCCAAGAAAACCCUGCUUCCCGGGUAUUUCUGGCCUUCCGUUCGACAAGAUGCCCAAAACCUUGUUCUCGACUGCGCUUCCUGCCAGGAAAUUGCUGUGAAGAUGGAGUAA